UGGUCUAAGUUGCGUGUCCUCGGCUAUGGCGCUUGCGAGCGGAGGAAUGGCGGCUUUUCAAGCACUUGGGCACGAACGAUUCGUCAAGCCAAUGCGACUCAAGCGAGGAAGAAGAGUGUGGACGAAUGCUUCCAAGCUUGACACUUUGCAGCCGGGCUGGGAAGAAGAUAAGUUCUCCAAGUACUCGGGCUAUAUUUCUGAUGUGUCCAACGACGAGACCGAGUUUAAAGAGUAUGAUCCAGUUCAAAUCUCGAGAGCUUUCAAGAAUCGCCCUCUUCUUUUGAUGCGUCGAUUGCUGCAAAUCUCUUUCAAAGUUGGAGGCUGGCUUGGAAUUCGGUACUUUGAUUCGUUACUUGGCCGGUCUGAUGCUCUCUUCAAGAAACGCGCUGCUGAGUUUCGGGAGGCACUAGUAGAGCUUGGGCCGGCUUUUGUAAAGAUCGCACAAGCAGUGUCUUCACGUCCAGAUUUAAUUCCACCAGCGUACAUCGCCGAGCUUUCUCUCCUUCAAGACCAGAUCGCACCAUUCUCGACCAAAGCCGCUUUGAGCAUCAUCGAGUCGGAGCUCGGUGUUCCAGUUGAUGUCUUGUUCUCGGAAAUCACUCCCGCGCCUGUUGCAGCAGCAUCCCUUGGCCAGGUUUAUCAAGCUCGACUUCGACCAAGUGGUGACACUGUUGCUGUCAAGGUGCAAAGGCCAGGGGUGAAAGCAACCAUAUCUUUGGACAUUUAUAUACUUAGAAUUUUGGCUGGCUAUGCUAGAAUUGUUGGAAGAUUUAACACAGAUUUGCAGGCUGUUGUAGACGAAUGGGCCAGUAGUCUCUUUAGAGUGAGUUCAUUGCAUUGUUUCACGCUUUACUUGCUUUCUUUCUUGUGUUUUUUUUCGAAGGAAAUGGACUAUGAAGCUGAAGCACGAAAUGGAGAGAGAUUCAGGCGUUUGUUUGGAGAUAUCCCCGAUCUUACAAUCCCGAAGAUGUACAAGGAACUCUCCAGCCAGCGAGUGUUGAUCAUGGAAUGGGUUGAGGGACAGAAGUUAUCAGAAGCCAAAGAUCUUCGACUCGUAGAGAUUGGAACGUAUUGUUCAUUGUCACAAAUUUUAGAAACAGGUUUUUACCACGCUGAUCCUCAUCCGGGCAACCUUUUGUGUACGACUGAUGGUAAACUAGCUUAUAUUGACUUUGGGAUGAUGGGUGAAAUCAAGCAAAAUUUUAGAGAUGCUAUAGUUGAGGCCUCUUUGCACCUUGUAAAUCGGGAGUUUGAUGCACUGGCAGGAGAUAUCGUUAAUCUCGGAUUUCUUCCUCCCACAGCUCCAUCAGCGGAAGUGAGCCGUGCACUUACAGGAAUUUUUGAAAAUGCGGUUAGUAGGGGUGUUACCAAUCUCAGCUUUGGAGAUCUUUCAGGAAAGCUUGGACAAACUAUGUUCAAGUUUAAAUUCAGGAUACCAUCAUACUUUUCUCUCGUGAUUCGAAGUUUAACGGUGUUGGAAGGAAUAGCCAUUACCAUCGAUCCAAACUACAAGGUUUUGGGACGCUCUUACCCUUGGAUAGCUAGGAAAGUUUUGACUGAUGAUUCGCCAACGCUUAGAUCAACUCUUUACAAUCUGUUAUACAAGGAUGGUACAUUUCAAAUCGAUCGUCUAGAAUCUCUAAUACUUGAGUCUUCAAAAGCCACUGCAAACUGGUCACUAGAUCAAGCUACUACCGAGGCACUCCAGAAUCGAUUGUAUACUUUUAUACUUAGCGACCAGGGUGAAUACGUGAAAGGUGUCCUUCUCGACGAAGUUGUCAAGGGAAUAGAUGCUCUAAAUCGUUCCACAAUUGAGAGAUUGAUCUCAAGCUUGGGGUUAUCAAUCCAGGGACUAGUCGACGCCCAAGACGAGGAAAAUCUCAUCAACCUUGUUCGCAUAUUGGCCUUGAUAACUUCAACUUCUGAUAGCUCCUCCAAGCUUCUGAAGUAUGAUCGCACGAGCACAAGCCUCGUCACGAGAACUCCGGAGUUUCUUUCACUGUUGGGCGACUCGAGCGAGUUUCUAAAAUGGUUCUCGGUCCUUGUGAAGCUCCCACUUCCCUUGCAACAAAAGCUAUUGUUGGUGCCUUUAGAAGUUACAAACAAGCUUGUUUCUCGCGCAAUUGCCAGAGUUUUGAGGAGCUCGCUUUAAAUGGGAUGCCUCUACUGCUGAGCUCGUUGUUUAUUGAUUUUCCGCGCUGACAAACGAGUACUAUCGGCGCACUGAUGUCUUUGUGCACAGUCACUAAGUGAGGAGCUAGAAACUUUCACAAGCAAGCUUUCCGUGCUUGGCUGGUAUGCUCGAGAAUUCCAAGCUUGUGGAGCACUAUGCAGGGACGCAUUCUUUCUCGUUGGCCUUGCUCAACAAAAGCUGUAUGAAUGGCAGAGGGCGGAGGUAUGCUUUACUGGAGUGGCAAACAGCUGUUGAAACUUCUAGACUCGGCUCCGCUAGCAAACUUGAGCGUGCUUAUUACACGGAUUAUGGACGUGGGCUUGCUGGAUAGGCGCUUGAUCACAGAGUUACCCAAAUAUUGCUUCUUAAGAGGAGAUGCAUGGCAUGAUUGCUAUGAUGCAUGAGCGUGUUGGUAGUACUCUAAACAAGAUUAAUUUGGUGGAUUGACUUAAGUUUUCAAUUUUUCAGUGAUGGCAACAUUACCAAAGGAACUUUAAAUGCAAAAGCUUUAAUGGUUAA
Molecule: messenger RNA, 2692 nt
Organism: Selaginella moellendorffii
Lineage: Eukaryota; Viridiplantae; Streptophyta; Lycopodiopsida; Selaginellales; Selaginellaceae
Exons: 22
Coding region: 26-2152 (708 amino acids)
Source: RefSeq, a predicted model, not a curated record